AGAACAGGAGGAGGCUGUGAGGAGAAUAGAGAUCCAGGAGAAGAUCUGCAGAACCUGAAGAGAUGGGGUCCACAGUCCAGAAGCAGAACCAGGACCGUUAUUGGGAUCGGGUCUGAGUCUGGGCUCAGGUGUGGAGAUCAGGUCCAGUUCUGCAGACCUGAGGUUAGACUGGCCCUCAUCAGGAAGACCAAGCUCCAGACUGAUCCAGGAUCUGCUGAGACCCAGAAGGACCGGAGGAGCUCGGUCACAUGGACCAGAACCACAGGUUCCUCCCCGUCUGAGGUCAGGUCCAGGUCCACAGGAGGCCCACUGAGGACCACAGUCUCAGAUCAGUCCUCAGGGGCCAGAAUCAGCCGGAGGAAAGUCCUGGGUCCAGAGUCCAGCAGAGCAGACGGCGCGCCAGCCAGGACCAGGACAGGAUCUGAGACUUGCACCAGGACAGAUUCUGAGACCAGGACGAGGACAGGGUCUGAGACUAGGGCCAGGACAGGGUCUGAGACUAGGACCAGGACAGGGUCUGAGACCAGGGCCAGGACAGGGUCUGAGACCAGGACCAGGAGGAGGAGGAGGAUCCACCCGUCAGUGUUCAGAGGCAGAGGUCUGCUGCGGCUGUCAAUCACUCCGGGGGCGGGACAACUCAUCAUUCACAUCCACGAGGCUCGCGGGCUGAGGUCAUGUGACUCCUACGUGAAGGUGGUGACCUCUGACCUCAGCAUCAGGAUGAAAACUCCUCCAGUCUUCAACAACAAAAACCCUGAAUACAACCAGGAGUUUAUACUGUGUGUCAGUGAUGAUGUUAGCAGGUUGAUGGUGUCAGUGUUCAGCAGGUGCAGGCAGCUGAUUGGCUGUAUGAGUUUUGGGAUCCGUUCUCUGGUCUCGUCCUCUGAGGUUGUGAGUGGUUGGUUCUACCUGCUGGGGGAGGAGUUUGGGCGGAGCAAACACCUGAGAGUGACAUCACAGCAGAAUAAACCAAUGAGGAGCUCAGAGGAAGUCCUGACAUACUGCGCAGAUCUCAGGAGGACUCCAGACUCGGCUCCGGAUCCGGACCUGAACACGACCAACCUGAACCUCUGCAGUGGCGGAGGACUCAAAGACGUGACGAAUCACAGCCGGACCGAGAGUCACCCCGUCAGCCUCAACCCCGUCAGCUCCUCCUCCAUCUGCGGUUCCGCCUCCAAGCCGAACGCCAACGCCAACCAGGUCCAGGCGAGCCGGGACAGCAACCAGCGCCAGGCGAGCCGGGACAGCAGCCAGCGCCAGGCGAGCCGGGACAGCAACCAGCGUCAGGCGAGCCGGGACAGCAACCAACGACUCACGGUGAGUCCACCAACACACGACUCAAACGACAGACACAGACUGAAGGUCCAGGUGCAGCGACCUGUUCUGACUCAUUCUCUUCAAAGAAAAGACUCAAUGACUUGA
Molecule: messenger RNA, 1422 nt
Organism: Centropristis striata (black sea bass)
Lineage: Eukaryota; Metazoa; Chordata; Actinopteri; Perciformes; Serranidae
Exons: 10
Biological process (GO): signal transduction
Cellular component (GO): plasma membrane; nucleus
Source: RefSeq, a predicted model, not a curated record